CCGGAACCUGGGUUAUAAAGUUAAAGAAGGCGGAACCUGCGCUGGCUUUUUUUCCCAAUUCCUUUCACCGUCUCCUUCAGGCCUGAGCUCGAGCUCGCCCACCGGGCUCACUUGCCGUCGUCAUGGCCCUCAGCGAUGCUGACGUGCAGAAACAGAUCAAGCAUAUGAUGGCUUUUAUUGAACAAGAAGCCAAUGAAAAAGCAGAAGAAAUAGAUGCAAAAGCAGAAGAAGAGUUCAACAUUGAGAAGGGUCGUCUUGUGCAGACCCAGAGACUGAAGAUUAUGGAAUACUAUGAGAAGAAAGAAAAGCAGAUAGAGCAGCAGAAAAAAAUUCAGAUGUCCAAUUUGAUGAAUCAAGCAAGACUCAAAGUCCUUAGAGCAAGAGAUGACCUUAUUACAGACCUACUAAAUGAAGCAAAACAGAGACUCGGCAAGGUGGUAAAAGACACUACUAGGUACCAAGUGCUGCUGGAUGGACUGGUCCUCCAGGGUUUGUACCAGUUACUGGAGCCCCGGAUGAUUGUUUGUUGCCGGAAACAGGAUUUCCCUCUGGUAAAGGCUGCCGUGCAGAAAGCAAUCCCUAUGUACAAAAUCGCCACCAAAAGAGAUGUUGAUGUCCAAAUUGAUCAGGAGACCUACCUGCCUGAUGAGAUAGCUGGUGGAGUUGAGAUCUAUAAUGGGGAUCGUAAAAUAAAGGUUUCCAAUACCCUAGAAAGCCGACUGGAUCUCAUAGCUCAGCAGAUGAUGCCAGAGGUACGAGGAGCCUUGUUUGGUGCAAAUGCCAACAGGAAGUUUUUGGACUAAGCCUAUGGGAGGUGGAGUUCAUGCACUGCUCCGACAUGGAAGUUUCUGAUAUUUGAAGACAGAAUGAUCUGUGUAGCUUCCUCUCUGCUGUUCUAAUAUUCUGUAUGUAUCAGUGGAUAUCCUGUACUAACGCCCUCGCCUAAUUGUUAACAAUGGAAGAAAGUUUCAUUUAAUGUGAUCAGGAACCUACCUAAAGCUUAUCUAAAGUAACACAACUUGCAGUUGAUUCUGCAGCAUGAAGGUGUCAUCCGGUGGUGGUUGCAUGGACGUCACCCAGUCUUCUGCUUUUCCUCUGCUCUAGUUCUCUCCAGAGGUGGUGUGUGCGGUGCCUGCAGCAAGUCUGCGCUCUAGGCUCAGUGUGCACGUGGCCUGCGCUCCCCCGCAGUAGUCGCUUCACCGUCACCCCUUGAGCCUAGCAGUGCUCCUUAUCUGUGACUGUGAUGUCAGAUCUCAGCCGUGAUGCUUUAUUUAUUAAAACGCUUAAAUGAA
Messenger RNA from Molossus molossus (Pallas's mastiff bat), 1292 nucleotides. RefSeq names its product ATPase H+ transporting V1 subunit E1 (gene ATP6V1E1). NCBI's taxonomy places the organism in Eukaryota, Metazoa, Chordata, Mammalia, Chiroptera, Molossidae. Gene Ontology annotation, molecular function: proton-transporting ATPase activity, rotational mechanism. Bases 123 to 803 code for a protein of 226 amino acids. Gene Ontology annotation, biological process: proton transmembrane transport. Gene Ontology annotation, cellular component: proton-transporting two-sector ATPase complex, catalytic domain. The record is from RefSeq and is a predicted model, not a curated record. The transcript has 9 exons.